Zootoca vivipara (common lizard) is the source of this 4788-nucleotide messenger RNA. The record is from RefSeq and is a predicted model, not a curated record. NCBI's taxonomy places the organism in Eukaryota, Metazoa, Chordata, Lepidosauria, Squamata, Lacertidae.
AUAUAGAUGGUUUAUUAUUAUUAUUAUUAUUUCUAAGUUAAUUUACAUUUAUUAUGUGAGAUAGUGUUAAAAUGAAUUUAGGGGAAGAAGAAAUGCUGUAGUUAAUAGUUUGUUACAAUUGUGAUUAAGUUUAAAGAAGUAUGAAUUUAAGAUAGUAAAUAAAGAUUUACCUGAAAGAGAAAAAAAGAAAUCUGUGGCAAAGGUUCUAAUACACAAUCAUGGCUGAGAAAAACAGCUGUGGAAUAUGAAACUGGUUUGAAGACUGGCUUCUUCUUUACACUCAGGCGGAAACAUCACUGGUUUCCCUUCCUUUCUCCAGAGUAAUCUUCUUUCUUUUCUUUCCCACAAUCAGUAUUCUUCACCUUUAAUAGUCACCUUUUCAGCGUCACACAUAUUUUCAUAUUGUGAUCUUCAGAUGAAGAGAAAUAUACAAAUUUAAUAAAUAGUUUCCAGUAGGAGCAAAGGGGGAAGAACAGUGAGAGAGGCUUGGGCUGGGAUUCUCCACUAAGAUAGGCCAGUGGCAGGAGGCAGGUGCGAGACCCGGGGGCAUAUAAUUAUUACCAAUAGUAAUUGGGGUGGGCGUUUUAAUCUGGGAUUCCCAGCAGUCAGGCUCCAGCUAUUUUCCUUCUGCAUCUCCAGCUCUCUCCAUGCAAUAAUGCAAGGCUGAGAGAGAUAGAGGUCCAACCCCAAGAACUUUCUCCUACCUGAGCACUCCUUCAACCAACCACAAGAACCAAGCCUUGUCACUAGGCUUAUAUAUGGGUCUCCCAAAAUGGUCAAUAUGCACCUCCAGAGGCCAAAUGGACCGUCCAGGUGAUUAAUAAAGAUCUAGAGAUCGAAGGGGACAAAAUGUGGUCCAAGGGGUGGGGGGUUAUUGUGCAGAGGAUGAAGAACUUAAAGGUGAACUUAGGACCCUGAUGAAUAGUGGGCAGGUUCAUGGACAUAGAGCAGCUCCCUUUCCAGUGAGAAACCACUUUUGAUAAAAAGUAAACCCCACAGUUCAACCGUAUUCUAAGAUAAUGCUUCUGAACUGCAUUACCAUUAUUUGACAUUAUUUCAUUUGUAUUUCCUAAAAACUGGGAACAUGGAGGACAAGAGAGAAUAUACAAGAUGUUAAAAUAAGAGCAGGUGCUAACUGAUGUGUGUAAUAUUCCUUUCUUCUCUUCCUAGAAAACAAAUAGGAUUUCCUCCCCUCUUCACCCCCCAAACCAGACAAUGGAGAAUACAGUCAGUGGAAAGAGAGAGGAGAAGCAGUCUGAAAGUAUGGAGUGUGAGAAGAGCUUCAGUGACAGUGGAACACUAAGAAAACAUCAACGGACUCACACAGGGGAGAAACCCUUUAAAUGCAUGGAGUGUGGAAAGAGCUUCAGUCAGAGUGGAAAACUUAGAAUUCAUCAACGGACUCACACAGGGGAGAAACCAUUUAAAUGUAUGGAGUGCGGGAAGAGCUUCAGUCAGAGUGGAAACCUUAGAAUUCAUCAACGGACUCACACAGGGGAGAAACCAUUUAAAUGUAUGGAGUGCGGGAAGAGCUUCAGUCAGAGUGGAAACCUUAGAAUUCAUCAACGGACUCACACAGGGGAGAAACCAUUUAAAUGUAUGGAGUGCGGGAAGAGCUUCAGUCAGAGUGGAAAACUUAGAAUUCAUCAACAGACUCACACAGGGGAGAAACCAUUUAAAUGUAUGGAGUGCGGGAAGAGCUUCAGUCAGAGUGGACACCUUAGAAUUCAUCAACAGACUCACAUGGGGGAGAAACCAUUUAAAUGCAUGGAGUGUGGAAAGAGCUUUAUUGACGGUACAGCAUUGACUAACCAUCAUCAAACUCACACUGGCGAGAAACCAUUUAAAUGCAUGGAGUGUGGAAAGAGCUUCAGUCAGAGUGGAAAACUUAGAAUUCAUCAACGGACUCACACAGGGGAGAAACCAUUUAAAUGUAUGGAGUGUGGAAAGAGCUUUAUUGAUGGAAAAGCACUGACUAACCAUCAUAAAACUCACACAGGGGAGAAACCAUUUAAAUGUAUGGAGUGUGGAAAGAGCUUUAUUGAUGGAAAAGCACUGACUAACCAUCAUAAAACUCACACAGGGGAGAAACCAUUUAAAUGUAUGGAGUGUGGAAAGAGCUUCAGUGGGAGUGGACACCUUAGAAUUCAUCAACGGAUUCACACAGGGGAGAAACCAUUUAAAUGUAAGGAAUGUGGAAAGAGCUUCAGUAGACGUGACAGCCUUAAUUUACAUAAUCAAACUCACACAGGGGAAAAACUCUUUGAAUGUAUAGAGUGUGGAAAGAGCUUCAGUCAGAGUAGAAAACUUAGAAUUCAUAAACGGACUCACACAGGGGAGAAACCAUUUAAAUGCAUGGAGUGUGGAAAGGGCUUCACUUCUAAUGAAGUUCUUAGAAUUCAUCAACGGACUCACACAGGGGAAAAACCAUUUAAAUGCAUGGAGUGUGGGAAAAGCUUCAGUAGAAGUGACCACCUUAAUUUACAUAAUCAAACUCACAGGGGAAAAACCAUUUGAAUGUAUGGAGUGUGGAAGGAGCUUCACUUGUAGUGGAACACUAAGAAUACAUAAACGGACUCACAUGGGGAAAACCAUUUAACUGUACAGAGUGUGGAAAGAGUGGAAAACUUAGAAUUCAUCAACGGACUCACACAGGGGAGAAACAAAUGCAUGGACUGUAGAAGGAGCUUCACUGAGAGUGGACUUCUUACAAAACAUCAACAAACUUAUACAGGGGAGAAACCAUAGAAGUGCUAGGGAAUUAGAUAGAGGUUCCGUUGUAGUGGAUGUCUUCAAACCAUCAAAAGACUCGGAGUGUUAAAAGCUGUAAGAGUGGAAACUCUACAGGCCAUCAAAAGAAGAGACACGGUUUAAAUAGAAAGAAUGUGGAAUAUACAUUGGUUAUUAGAGUGUAGAACCUGUUUCUCUCCUACUUGACACUUUCUCUCACAUCAAUCACAGCGUAUGUGAGCUUUUGUUGUUUGUAUGUAAGAUUGUCUAGACAUGUAUUUAAAGUAAUCAAGGUAACAAUUCACAAUAGUAAGCACAAUAUAAUAUUGAAUGUACUGUUUGAUAGGGAGGGGGAGUGUGUGAGUCUGGAGUGUUGCUUCUGAAUGAGGAUGGACUGAGAGUGAGCUGGUUUUGGUGUUUGGGGGAGGGAGUUGGAAAUGUUUGUAUCUGGGAAUGGAGAGUUGCCCAAAGUGGAGCUGAAAUUUGGAAGCAGAGUUAGAUUAAUAUUAUAGGAACACCAGCAUCACUCCCACUGUUAUAAUUGCAAUAAUCGAACCAUAAAGACACAGAAAGACUGAAAGCACCUAUUAUUUAGCUCUUUCCAAUUACCUCCCGGUUUCGAAUCUUCUAUACCUGGGUAAGGUAAUUGAGAGAGCGGUUGCCGAUCAGCUGCGUAGGUUUCUGGAUGAAACAUCGGCUCUGGAUCCAUUUCAGUCCGGCUUUCACCCCUGGUUAUGGGACCAAGAUGGCUCUGGUCGCCCUAACAGAUGAUCUCCCUAGACAGCUGGAUCAAGGCGGGUCGGGACUGCUGAUUCUUUUAGAUCAUUCAGCAGCCUUCGACAUGGUCGAUCACAAACUUUGAGACCACCGCCUUGCCGACGUGAGGACAGUCCUUGGUGUGUGGAGUCCCACAGGGCACAAUCCUUUCCCCGAUGCUUUUUCACAUCUUUAUGCAUCCCCUUGCCCAGAUUGUCCAGAGUUUUGGGCUGGGUUGUCAUCAAUAUGCUGAUGACACCCAGAUUUAUCUGCUGAUGGACAGUGGAGUACAGGAUCAGAUUUAAGGUGCUGGUUUUGACCUUUAAAGUCCUCGUACCUACAGGACCGCCUCUCCUGGUAUGCUCUCCUGGUAUGAAGAUCUUUGAGCUUGGUGAUAAGUUGUCUUACUACAAAAGAAUUUCAGAAAUAGACUGGAAAGAGAAGUUGCUGAAUUACAACUUAUCACCAAGCUCAAAACCAUGGAGGGACCUGGUUUGAACAGAGAUAUCGGAUUCUUAUCUCAUUAUACAUGAUAAGCGAUCUUCAGCCAUCUCAACCCUUGCUUUUUCAUGCAAAACCAUUUGCAGUCGUUUUCGGUCAUCAACAGCUAUCAGUCAGUCAACCACCCAUUUCCACCACCCUUCUGAGUGAUCCCCCCUCCCCUCCCCUCCCCAUCCCCACCCCCUCUCCACCCCUUCUCUACAUAAGUGCCUGGGGACUCCCAUUUCACUGUAUCUGAAGAAGUGUGCAUGCACACGAAAGCUCAUACCAAAAUAAAAACUUAGUUGGUCUUUAAGGUGCUACUGAAGGAAAUUUUUUUAUUUUACUUCGACCCAAACCAACACGGCUACCUACCUGUAACCAUGACUUCUGUUGUAAUAAAUAAUCCUUCAUAAACGUUAUUGCAUUACAUUCUUCAUUAAAUUAUCUUUCCACUGAUAUGGUAUGUUAUGGUAUAACUCAGUGCUUUUUUUCUUAGAAAAAUAUAUUGGGUCUCAUUUUGACCCAAGGAAUUCACCACCGGGGUGGGGUGGGGGGAACAAAUGCAGAUUAAAUUGGGAAAAAUAAAUACAGUGGUACCUCAGUUUGUGAACAGCUUAGUUCUCGCACUACUUGGAACCUGAACACUUCAAACCCAGAGAUGAGUGUUCCAGUUUGGGAACUUUUUUCGGAAGCCAAACAUGCCCUGUUCUGAGCAUCACUUCGGUUAUCCAUUUUCCUUGUGUGGGAAGGCGGGCUGGGCAGCAAGCGAGCAGCCAAGCAUAGCUGCCAAGUACCCCGUUUUCCCUGGGAAACCCCCGU